Messenger RNA from Chara braunii, 891 nucleotides. Lineage: Eukaryota; Viridiplantae; Streptophyta; Charophyceae; Charales; Characeae. The record is from the annotation of a GenBank genome assembly.
UCGUUGUUUUUGUUCGGAAGUGUUUCUUUCAAAGUGAUUAUCGUGGAGCUGUUAACGUGGUGAUUGCGAUAUGGCGACGAACAGAGGUAAUCAAGGUGGGAAUGGUUGCGGACCAGGCGGUACCGGGAAUGCUAAUCGGGGUGGAUGGAACGGUGGAGGCGUCAACGGGAAUGGGGGUAAUAAUGGGAAUUGGAACAGGAACGGGAACGGUGGUGGGAAUGGGAACGAGAAUGGUACUGGAUAUUGGGAGAACGACAAUAAUGGGUGGAGCGACGGUAAUGGCGGAGAAAACGAGAAAGAAGAGCGACGUGAGGUUGAGCUAUGUGAAGCUGAAGAAAGGAGAAAACGAAAAGAUGAAGAGAGAGGUGCCAGAGAAGAGAAAAAUCGUCUUGAGAUCGCGAAGGCUAAAGCUAAGGAAGACAAGGAAGCGAUGAGGGAAUGGAAGUUAGAGCAGCUGUUAGCUAAGCAGAAGCAAGCUUUGAAGGACGAAUUUGAGUUAAUGUUCGAGAAACGCCUGAGGAAGGCCAUCGUGUCACAGGAAGCCGUGAAGGGUCAACGGAGACAUGAAUCCAGCGAUGAGGAGGAGGAGGAGGAGGAGGAGGCGUAGGAACGGUUGGAGAAGAGGAAACGUCAACCUGCGGUCUCUUGCAUGAUACAUGGCGAAACCCCAUCGAAGAUGGGGAAACCUUCAACUUCGGUUCCUGCACGAGGUCUAGAAGAGGGGCCUUCUCCACAAUUAGCGGUACCAAGGCAAAGGAACAACACGGAUGAUGAAGUGGGAGACUCCCCAUUGUGGGAAGGUGCCCCCAGGGCUUAAGAUUAUGCAACGACGGCUGCCUUUUAGAAGGCGAUUCAUAAGUUUGGGGAAGAAAAUGAAAGCUACAAUCGAAC